UGGAGGGGGAUUGUUGUGCUCGGUCUGUGAUUGGUGGGAAGAUUCAAACUGAAGGAGGUUUAAAAAGUAUCAACAGAGGUGUAAGGCCGCUCCAGACAUGACCAUCUCUCGAUUUUCACGUUAAAAGGUGCUUAAAGCCAAGUGUGAUUGGCAGCAUGAGUUUCGGGGGGUUUGUAAUUAUGGAUCCCUCGCCUGAGAAGACUGCUGCCCGUCCUCCAAGAGGCUCUUCAUCCAAGUCCACAUCAUAUUUUGAGAUCAGUCCAGUGCAAAAACAGAAGUUGAAGAAAGUGGUGGAAGAAAUUCCAGUCCUGCGUCUCAUUCACUUUACCCAUUCUCCGAAAAUAACCUUUGAUUCAGUUAAAUUGGGAACUACUUGUCAUCGAAAACUCAGAGUUCUAAAUCCAAAAGAUGAAACACAGGAAGUGUUCUGUGAAAAGUUUCCAAAGCCAGAGAGUGGGAUAUCAUGCUCAGAUGUAAACCUCGUGUUACAACCAGGUGAAAGUGCAGAGCUCAUAUUGACAUGGACACCUGUUCAAGAAGGGAACUUCAGAGAUUUGAUUCACUGGAAAUCAAAUCUUGGUGUUCGCUCUCAGACUGUUCUCCUUGGGUCUUGCGUGGAUCCCAGUACUAAAAAGAAAGGAAAAGUCAGAAGCAGAGCGCCACUUAAACCACAAAAUGUUGCUCCAGUUUACUCGACUUCAAAACGACUCCUUCCAUGCAAGGCUUCCAGAACUGAUCAAGGCCUACGCAGAACUGCCAGAGAGAAAGUUGAUGUUGAAAACAAGCCUCCUGUCAGACCUAAGUGCAAAUCGACUACACGUCAAGGUUCUGUCUUUAAAAAAGACCAGGUUACUUGCCCAAAGAAGAGUGCCAGUAAAAGAGAGGUUGACUCAAAAUCUUUAAGGAGAGUUGUAUUAUCGACGUCAAGUCAAGAGAGUAUUGACAUAUUGCCAGUGUUGAACUCCACUGAGAAUUCUGAUGCCCUGGUCGAGUGCACACCUUGUGGGCCUUCAAAUCUUUCUGUCUCGGCAAUUGACUCAGAAUGUCCAUCAAGUUUGAGGAAGAUUCAGGUUGAAACUAUGCAACACCAUAAGAAAGUGAACAGUGUUAUGUGGAAAGACAUAUCAGAUGAUGAAAAGAAUUUGCAUACAAGGCGAAUGACAUAUUGCUUACCUGGUGAUGAUGUAGUUGUAGAAGUAAGAGAAGUGAUUGAUGAGGUAACUGAAAUUAGUGUUUUACAACAGGAAAGAUUUGACAUAAUCUACGAUGUCACACGGAAGAUGGAACAAAGUGAGAAAAAUGAAGUUUCGUCUGAACCUGUUCAACAAACUAAAACUCUUGUAUCAACCCAAGAAAUAAGAGAAACCAGUUCCACUCAUUCUGAGGAGGUACAGAGAGAGAGUAAUAUAUUACCAGCCACCUUGGAACACCCAUCAUCUCAUCGGAAGUUAACAUUUGCACAUAGAGGCCUGUCCAGUUUACAAGAGGACCUAAAUGAAGGUGAUGUUUUGCUUGAUGCUGAAAAGUGUGGCUCACUAUCUGAUAAGGAAACAUUCACGCAGGUAAUUGGGGAACAUUUACCACAUGUGACAGUUUCUCCAUUGAGACGGGAAACAUUUAUUGCUUCAAAGAAGGAAGAUUUCAGUGCAGUUAAAGGGGAUAAUUUGCCUAAUUGCAAUGAAAUGAACACACCACUAAGGCGACAAACUUUCAUUACAUCAAGUGUUGAAACUUUCAGUUCUGCAUAUGCUGGCCAGCUUCCUGUCUGUAAUAUUCUGGAUUCUCCUUUGAGGAGACAGACAUUUGUUAAAGAUCAGGCAGAAAUAAGACGCCUCAGCCUGUUCCCAAAAGCUGGACAGCAGCCUGAAGAAUGUGAUGAUGAACAUUCCUGUAUUAAUAGCAAGUGGAAAGAAAAUUCAUGUUCGUCCAAUACCUCCACGCCAACUGUUGGAAUAACACCUCUGAGAUCAGCUUCAUUAGACGUGUUUCAAAUGACUCCCAUCACACCUGGGCCACAAGUGGGUUCUAAUAAUUUUGCAUCCAUAAAGGCUUCAUGUAUGAAUCUUCUAGAAAAACUUAAGGCUCCUGAGAAUUUUCCAGAAACUCCGAAUUUAAAUGUGAAUAUGUUAAAGAGAGAAUCUUAUAGGAAAGGGGAAGAUACACUUGAUGCUUCCCAUAUAGGAAUGUGUACAGCGCCUGAAUCUCCAUCUUCUGAAUAUGAAACGGCUCCCAGCACGCCCUCUGAACCAGCUUUAAUCAUGGAAGAUUUUAAUGUUUCCUUGGAAUUUCCAACCCCAAAAAUAGGUGACCAUGUACCACGGGUGAAGAAUGUUAAUCUGACAGAUGUUUCUCAGAUUUUAGAGCAGGAACUUGCUAGCCAAAGGAAGAAGGUUUUGGAGAAUAGUAUGAGUCCAGAUAGUCUUGAAAAAACAUUCAAUGAUAAAGAAGAAAUGAAUGAUCCAUUAGAGGAACUAAUUCCAACCGUUUGUAAGAAGCAGAGUUCAGAGACUGAUACACACACUAUUCCUGUUAAGCAUUCUGACAUAAUGGUGACAGUUACAAAGGAAGAUGAUUUUAAUUGUCAGGGGUCUUCCUUGCAACGCAGAUUGAGUUCUGAAACAGUUAUUAAAGAAGCAUCAAUAUUACACCCAGAGGAUCUUGUUUUGGAUGAUCACCAUAAUAGCUGUGAAACUAUCGUAAAAGAUGUGCCAACUUUUUCCCCUUCAUCCUUACCCCAGGUAACUGAUACACAUCGUCCUAGGAGAAUGAGCGCCAUUGGAGUAGCGGAAGGUUUAGCUAUCCCAAAACAUUCUAAUCACCGCCGUAGAAGUGAGCCACUCAGUCUCCUUCCUCAGCCUUAUCAGAGUGAGGCUUUGAAUGAACUUCUCUUAUUCAAAGGAGCCAAUAAAAAAGAACGUGAGUACAUGCAAGAUGAGAGAGAUCUCUUGAGUGAUGAAAAUUUUGUUGUGGCAUCUCUGGCAGACUUUAGCUUUUCUCCUGGCGAUGAUCCCCGUAGAUGUUCUACAAGUAUUAAAUCCCUUCCCCCAGAAGAGCUUUUAGAUCAGCGCAGUCAUUCUGAUAAGGGUCGACAGCUUUUUGUCGAGUCUGAUUGUGAAGAGGAAGAACCCAGCAAACCAGCUUGUCUUAACUCUGAUGUAUCUGAUGUUUGUUUAGCUCAGUGUCUGAGUACAAUUAUGGAAGUUGAGGAAGGCACAUUUUACCUUAACAAAACAAACGACUUUAAUAAAACGCAGGAUGUACUUUUGAAUAAGACUCGAGAUUUAUCAAAGAGCAGCUUACCAAUGAAUGUAACUCAUAUUUUGCAUUUAAACAAAAAGCAAGACUUAUGCAUAAAUAAUACUCGUGGUUCGCCUGUAAAAUCAAAUCGGGUGGUGAUCGGAAAUAAACCAAAAGAUCUGCAUUUGAAAAAUAUGCAAGAGUUACCCAUGGACAGGAUUCUGAGCAGGACCCAGGAACUGCCCCUGAACAGGACCCAGGAAUUGCCCCUGAACAGGACCCAGGAACUGCCCCUGAACAGGACCCAGGAACCCCUGAACAGGACCCAGGAACUGCCCCUGAACAGGACCCAGGAACUGCCCCUGAACAGGACCCAGGAACUGCCCCUGAACAGGACCCAGGAACUGCCCCUGAACAGGACCCAGGAACUGCCCCUGAACAGGACCCAGGAACUGCCCCUGACAGGACCCAGGAACUGCCCUACAGACCAGGAACUGCCCCUGAACAGGACCCAGGAACUGCCCCUGAACAGGACCCAGGAACUGCCCCUGAACAGGACCCAGGAACUGCCCCUGAACAGGACCCAGGAACUGCCCCUGAACAGACCCAGGAACUGCCCGACAGGCGAACUGCCCUGAAACAGGACCCAGGAACUGCCCCUGAACAGGACCCAGGAACUGCCCCUGAACAGGACCCAGGAACUGCCCCUGAACAGGACCCAGGAGUUGCCUUUGAACAAGACCAAAGAAAUACCCUUGGAAAAGACCCAAGUAGUACCUUUGAAUAAGACUCAUUGUCAAUCCCAUCAGGAAGCUCCCUUGUUCAUGUAUCAGAAUAUGCCAUCCAGUAGCAGUGAUGGCUUAAUGCUGAACGUGACUGCCUCCGAAAACGAAGUUCAGAAUUUACAGUCGAGUAAAACUCUAGAAAUAUCAAAGCUCAAAACUAAAGAUUUAUGUUUACAAGACACUAGAGAAGCAUCCUUGCAUGAAAUAAAAGGCUUAUCCACUAACACAAAUGAGCAUUUUUUCCUGAAUGAAACUGAGAACCUACCUGUGAAUAGUGCUGAAAGUUUUCUCCCUGGUACAACUAAAAAGAAUUCUCAGGACAUGAAUCUUCAUCUAAUUAAAAUGGAAAAUUGUGAUAAAGAUAAUAAGGAAAAAAAUAGUGAUACAGCUAGUAAUUUUUCUGAAGGUACUGAAAAUAAGUAUCCUUUAAUUAAUGAAGAGAGUUCUUCAGUACCAGCUAGUGGCAGAAGACUCUUAUUACACCCAUCCAAAGAUCAAAGCACAUCUAAGAAAACUGAUGAGACAGAAAAUGGAACUGGGCUUAUGUUUAUCAAGAUAUCUCCUUGUUCAAAGAGGCUUCCAGAAGACCGUUCAAAGGAAUCAUGGUCCAAACGUAGUAAAGUAAAUCCAGUUCCUGCAUUGUCGGUAAAUUUGCAAUCUCUCAAGCUUUCGAAAGAGAAGCGAUCAACUCCUAGGAAGUUGACUGUAGUAUCUAGCAAGUGUAAGAGUCCUCGGAAUGUAAUAUCAAAAACCAGUGCUGGAUUAAAGCCUUUCAGAUACCCAGUGGGAAUUAAGGAGGAGGUCCAUUUGAAACCUAGAGUUCUUUCCACUUUAGUAUCUUCAGGUCUACAAAAAUGUGCAUCGAUUGGAAACUUGGAGAGAGCAUCCUCAAACUCUAACAUCAGCUCAGUGGCUGAAUCUAGAGAUCUCCUUACUUCAACCACUGAUCUCCAAUCUAGUUCAGACAGUAGUAACUCUCGGAUGACCACAGAGCUUGCCUCCUGCCCCUCAGAGUCAUCCUCUACUGCAAGUCCUUACUCUGCUUUAACUACAUCUUCUGUUAGUCAUUCAAAUGAUAAAAAAGCUGUCUACAAACGUAUGACAUUAAAGAAAAGUGUAGGGCUGAGGGUUGCUCAUUCAAGAUUGACACUUAUCAAGUCAAAGAAAACAGCUGUUGUCCACCACCCAAAUCCAUAUGCUUCAAAGAACAUGUACUAUGAUGACAGAUGGAUAGAAAAACAGAUUAGUGGAUUUACCAAGUGGUUAAAUUUCAUUUUGACUCCCCCUGAGGAGGAAGAUGUUGCAUUGAAAGUAAAGAAAGUUGACAUGGGACAACUGUGGUCAGAAGCUACAAAGGGCAAACACACUCAAGUUGCACCAACCAAAGAAGUUUUAUCCUUAAGGACCUAUUCUGCAAGGCGAAGGUUGAACCGGUUGCGAAGAAAGGCGUGCCGUUUCUACCAAAGUGAGGAGAUGGUAGAUGUUGUAAUGAAACUAGAAACAGCCAUUGAUAAAAAAUAUCUGGCUAUUCGUAAAGACAGAUUGACUCAUGCUGAUGUUGGUUUGAAGCAGGUGAUGCUGCAGCUGGUGCUGUGUUACAAUCCUCUUUGGCUACGCAUUGGUUUGGAAACUGUCUAUGGUGAAUUACUGGAUCUUAACAGCAACAGUGACAUGACUGGCCUCACCCAGUUUCUAAUCACCAGGUUGCUAAAUAAUCCUGACAUAGCAGCACAAUAUGCCCAUCCUUCAGUUCCACAUUCCUAUCGCACUGGUUAUGAUGAUGCCAUAAAAAAUUUCCAACUGAAGAAGUUCCUCUUGCUGGUGCUGUUUUUAGACCGUGCCAAAACCUUGCGUCUUAUUGACCACGAUCCAUGCCUUUUCAACAAGAAUGCUGAGCAUAAGGCAAGCAGAGAUAUCUUGAUUGCCUUUGCCAGAGAGUUUCUCUCUGGUGUAGGAGAUAUAACCAAGCACUUAGCAUAUCUUGGCUACAAUGUCAGUCACAGACAGACUGCCUUAGAAGAGUUUGAUUAUGCUGUCACAAAUUUAGCCGUAGAUUUACGCUGUGGUAUCCGUUUAACUCGUGUGAUAGAAAUGUUGACCCAGAAAUUUGAUUUGAGCUCCAAGUUGCGUGUCCCAGCAAUUAGUCGUAUGCAGAAGAUCUUCAACACAGAUGUUGCCAUGGCUGCUUUAGAAACUGAGGGCUGUGUAGGAGUGAAGUCUAAGUUCCCAUCAAAGGAUCUUGUUGAUGGUCAUCAGGAACAGACUCUUGCUCUGCUUUGGACUAUUAUUUUUAACUUCCAGGUGUCUGUGAUAGUAUGUGAAGCUCGUUUACACGAGGAAAUAGACUACCUUCACAGAUCUCUUGUUGUGCGUUCUCAGCUUGAAGAAUCGGCAGGUGCAGGCUUGGAAAUGGUCUCGGAGGCAAUUGUACAACUAAGUCACUUAAAGAAUGAAUUAGGCACAAUGGAGAGAGUUCUGGCAUACCUCAAGUUAUGGGCUCAGUUUACUUGUGCACACUAUGGACUAGAGGUUGAUAAUCUAACUGUGUCAUUCUCUGAUGGUCGAGCACUGUGUCUUCUCCUGCACCAUUAUUAUCCUGAUCUGUUGCCCAUGAGUCUUAUCAACUGGCAGACUACACAGAACCUACCAAAUCAGGGUGUAGAUUUGGAAGUUUCAUUGGAUGACAGCUUCAGUGAAAUGGCCUACACAGACAUGAGUACCAAAGAAGAAUUCAAUAAGAGACUUUUACUUGAAAAGGAGAACUUCACUGUUUUCAUUGACAAGGUAUCACAACUUGAUGGAAUCCCGGUGCUGAUCCGAAGCAGUGACAUGUGCAACACAAUUCCUGAUGAAAAAGUAACAGCAACUUUCUUGGCAUAUUUAUGUGCUCGACUUUUAGAUCUCGGUGAAGAAAUGAAGGCGGCUAGAAUUAUACAAAUGGCCUGGAGAAAACAUCUUGCAGCCAAGAAGCUAGAACAAUUGAAGGUACACACACAGGCUGCUAUUAUUGUACAGCGUUGGUGGCGGGUCAUUUGUCAUCGCAAGCAAAGAGAAAUAUAUGAAAGGGCAGCCAUUGUGCUGCAGGCUUAUUGGCGCAGAAGGUGCGCAUACAUGUUGGUAGAAAACCUCAAGCACAAAAAGCAGCUGCAGAGGAAGCACGAUGCCGCCCACAUCAUUCAGUCAGCAUUUCGUCGUUAUGUUACGAGACGAUAUCUUCGUCGUUGUAGGGCUGCCAUAACAAUUCAGCGAGCUUGGAAGACUUGCCUUCAGAGACGCGUGUUCCUACAUACCAGACAAGCUGCUGUUGUAAUUCAAACAGCUUUGAGGACUUGGAACAGCAGACAGAAAUACCUACGUACCAUAAGAGUUAUUACAGAGGCCCAAAGAAGGUACCGAAGAAAAUUGUAUGCAAGAAAUAUUCAAGAAAACUAUAAGCAAAAGUUGAAAGCAGUGAUAAGUAUACAAAGAUGGUGGCGUACUGUACUAAGAAAGAAAGCAGCUCAAAGAAGAGCAAAAGAAAAGUGUGCAGCCUAUACUAUUACCAGGUUUCUGAGAAUUUGCCUGGAGAAAAAUAAGUACCUGAAAUUACGUCGAGCAACAGUUGUUCUGCAGGCCCAUACUCGUAGACUUGUAUGCCAGAGAAGGUACAAAGCAAUGCAAAAGGCUUCUGUUGUGUUGCAAAUGAAAUGGAGAGCAACUCUUGAAGCUCGUCAGAUACGAGAACAGUAUCUUCAAUUGACCCAUGUUGCUAUCAUUCUUCAAUCUAGCAUUCGUUCAUACCUGGUCAGAAAGCAUUACAUGAAGCUUCGAUCAUCUGCUAUUAGUAUUCAGUCAACAUUUAGGAUGAGGCAGCAGAGAAAACUUUAUUUAGAGCUCAAGAAUAUCACACAGUAUGUACAGAAUCAGUGGAGAAGAAAAAUGAAUAUGCUGCUAGAAAGGAGGAGGUUUUUGAUGAUGCGCCAAGCAGCAAUAAGAAUUCAGGCAUCUGUAAGAGGACAUAAUGUUCGAAAGCUUUUCAAAAAGAAACUUCAGGCUGCCAUUUGCCUUCAGAGUAUUUAUCGAAUGUGGAAGCAGAGACAAAAUUACCAACAAAGAGUAUGUGCAGCCAUUACUAUCCAGAGAUGCAUUCGAUCAUGGUUAGUUAUGAAACAACAGCAUGCACAUUAUCAGCAUUUAAGAAUCUCUGUCAUAAUAAUUCAGACAGCAUGGCGUGGAAAACAAGCACAGGAUAAUUUUUUGAAGCUCAAGAAAUCUGUGGUACUGCUACAAGCACAUGUAAGAAGAUGGAUAGCUUUCAAAGAAUUCCAUAAUAAAAGGAAAGCUGCAGUUAUCCUUCAACAGGCCUUUAGAGCUAGAAAGUCCAUGUUAAUAGAGAGAGAGAAGUUUGUAUCCCUAAGGAGAAGCACAGUUAUCAUUCAAGCUUCAUAUCGAUCAUAUAAGGAGAGAACGAAGUAUGCAAGACUUACCAGAGGUUUAAUCUUGGCCCAGGCUGCAAUUCGAAGUUGGCUAAAGCAUCAUCAGUAUAAUAGAUGGAAAGCUUCUGCAGUAACUAUCCAGCACAGAUAUCGUGCUCAUAAGUUAAUGAAGGACCAGAGGAAUUCUUAUCUUAGGAUGAAGCAAGCCACGAUUAAAAUCCAGUCCUUCAUACGUAUGCAUCAAGCCCAGAAGAAUUAUCGCAGAAAACAAGCAGCUGCUGUCAUUAUUCAGAAAUAUGCCAAAGGAUGUGCUGCUCGCAAGAAUUAUAAAAAUAUUCGUCAGAGUGCUGUAGUUAUUCAGAAAUAUACAAGAGCAUGGUUGAAAUCUUGCCAAGCUCAAAGAGAAUAUCAAGACAUGAGGUGUUCUGCUAUCAUUCUUCAAGCUCAUUGGCGAGGCUUUCUUGCUAGACAAAAUAUGCAGAGAUUAAAAAAAGCAUGUAUAGUAAUCCAAAGUCACCUUCGAAUGAAGCAAGCUUAUAAGAUUUAUCAAAGGAGGAGAGAAGCUAUAAGUAAAAUUCAGAGCUCAUACAGGGCUUACAGAUUGUCUAAGAACACCAGAGCAGAUUACUUGUUUAGGAAGUCUGCAUGUAUUACAAUCCAAACUUACUGGAGAAUGUAUCAAGCCAGGCAGAAUUAUCAAGCCACUCUUAGAGCAACCAUUACAAUUCAGCAACAUUUUCGUGCCCUCAUACUUGGUCGUCAAGUUUACCGUGAUUACCAUGUGAGAAAAGUGGCAUGUAUUACUCUUCAAGCAUGGACCAGGAUGAUUCUUAUGAAGAAAAUCUUCAUUUUAAAGAAAAAGUCUGCCCAAAUUAUUCAGCAGUAUUAUAGGGCUACUGUUACUGGUAAAAAGGUGAAGACUGAUUAUGAGGCAUUACGAUCUGCUACUAUCAAACUCCAGUCUUUAUACAGGAUGCAAAAGCAGAGACAGAAGUAUCAGAACCAGAAAUCAGCUGCAAUAAUAAUCCAGAGGUACAAUCGUGCCUAUCAGAGUAUGAAGACUGCAAAAUUAGCAUACAUGGCCCAAAGAACUGCAAUAAUUAUAAUUCAAGCUAAGGUUCGAGGUUGGCUGAGAUAUCGAAGAUUCAUACUUGAGAAGACUGCUUGCCUUAGAAUACAGUCGUGGUUUCGCUGUGUACGAACCCGCAAGCUAUAUCUUACCAAGAAAGCUGCAGCAACCAAAGUGCAAAGAUUUUUCCGGGCCUACCAGUUAAAGAAACAUGCGCGAAAUCAGUUUAAGAUGGUUAAGAGGAGUGUUAUUAGUCUGCAAGCUAUUACCAGAGGAUAUUUGGUAAGAAAGCAGUUGAAGCAGAAACAUCAAGCUGCUGCAAAAAUCCAAGCAAGAUACAGAGGCUGGCAAAUGCGACAUACAUACAUGAAGAAGAGAAAUGCUGCUAUUGUAAUCCAACAAUGUCUGAGAAGCUAUUCUUUAGGAAUUGUUAUUAGAAGAGAGUUCACAGAUACCCGAAAUAAGAUCAUUCUUGUGCAGGCGGUGGUGAGAGGCUACUUAGUUAGGAAACAAAUGAUGGCAAUACAGGAAGCUGCUCUUGUUAUUCAGAGGUCAUGGAAGAUGUAUUGGCAGCAAAAACAAUACAAAGCCCAGAGAAUUGCUGCAGUUUUGAUACAAAAAACAUUUAGAAGUUUCUGCUUGAAAAGAGAGGCAAGGAGCAAUUAUAUCAAAACCAUAAAUACUGUGGUUCACCUCCAGGCACUUGUCAGGGGCUACAUUGUGAGGAAGAACCUCUCUGCAAAGAGGACUGCAGCCUGCUGUAUUCAGGCUCAUUUUCGUGGAUGGUCAAUGAGGAGGAGGUAUUUGGAACAGAGGAAAGGGGCUCUUGUAAUCCAGAGAUACUACAGAACUUUUCAGCUUGGAAAGAAAAUAAGGAACAAUUACUUGUAUAAAUGUAGAUGCAUAACUACAUCUCAGGCAGUUGUCAGAGGCUUCCUUGCAAGGCAAAACCUAAAGAGAAAAAAACAAUCAGCAACAUUGUUGCAGUCUUGUAUUCGUUCUUACCUGGCAAGAAAGCAGUUUCUCCAACAAAAAGCAGCAGCAACAAUAAUCCAGAGAUAUUACAAACAAUGCAGACUGACACAAGUAACUAGGCAGGAGUAUCUGACUAAGCGAUCAUCUAUUACCAUUCUUCAAGCAUCUGUCCGAGGAUUCUUGGUCAGACGAACUCUGAAACAGAAGCACAAAGCUGCAGCAACAAUUCAAGCCUCUGUUAGAUCAUGGUUGAUUCGAAAGAAAUAUUUAAAGCUUCAUAAAUGUGUGAAAACUCUGCAACAACACUGGAGAGCCACUUUAAUGAUGUGGAAGGAAAGGGAAAAUUAUCAUAUCAUUCGAGGUGCAGUUAUUAUGACUCAGUCUGUUUGGAGAGGUACUAUUGUUAGAAGAGAAAUCAGAAAGUCUCACAGCGCAGCAAUAGUUCUCCAGUCGCAUGUUCGCUGUUGCCUAGAGUACAAAAAAUAUCAAAGGAUUAAAGAGAGUACAAAGAUAAUCCAGCAGUGGUGGAGGCAAACCAAGAUAAAUCAAGCAGCUCAUAGAGAAUUUUUGAGGAAAAAAGCUGCUGCUGUAGUUUUGCAGGCAUCAGUGAGAAGGUUUUUGGUAAUAAGACAUCUUGAGAAAUUACAUGUAGCAGCAACAUCCAUACAGACCUUUUACAGGGCACAUCAUCAGAAACAACAGUUUAUGAAGCAUAGACAUAGUAUUGUGAAGAUUCAGAGAUGGUGGAGGUCUAUAAAGGAAAUGCAUAGGCAAAAAUCUAAUUACCUUCUUUCAAGAAAUGCCAUAAUCACUUUACAGGCAGGUAUUCGAGGCAUGUUAGUUCGAAGGGAAAUUAGCCAGCAGCAUAGAGCAGCUGAAAAAAUUCAGUCCCAUGUAAGAAAGUGGUUGAUACAAAGGGAAUAUAAAAAAAUGGUGCUGCAUGUUAAACUUAUUCAGAGAUGGUGGACGUCAAUUCUUAAAAUGCGAAGUCAACAGUCAGACUAUGAAAACAGAAGGACUGCAGCCAUAAAGAUUCAGUCUAAUUUUAAAUGUUAUUUAGCACAUAAAAAUUACAGAGAGAUUAGAAAUAAUGCCAUUAAAAUUCAGAGUUGGUGGCGAUGCACAAAAGAAGCUCGCAGUCAUUUUGAGAAGUACCAUGUUGUACGACGGUCAGCAGUAAUCAUACAGGCAGGUGUUCGAGGGAUGUUGCUACGCAGGGCUGUUAAUCAGCAGCACAGGGCAGCAACAGUGAUCCAAUCACACAUGCGUUGUUUCUUGUUAUCCCAGAAAUACAAGAAAAUGGUCGCUUCAGCUGUUAAAAUCCAGAGAUGGGUACGCUCUGUAAAGAAAACUAAAAUACAUCAUACACAGUACUGUGCCAUUAGAACAGCCACUAUUAUACUACAAGCUUCAGUGAGAGGGAUGCUGACACGAAGAGAAAUAUCACGUCAGAGGUGUGCACAAAUCAAGAUAGCGGCAGUCUUCAGAGGAUGGCUGUUAAGAAGAGAAUAUCUGAAGACAGUGUAUAGUGUAACCAUAAUACAGAGAUGGUGGCGGUCUAUUGUAUUAACCAAAGAGGCAACGAAGAAUUACAUUCAAGUGAAGAAUGCUAUUGUUACCAUUCAGGCUUUCACUCGAGGAGUACUCUUGCGUGCAAAAGUUGCUCGACAAAAGAAAGCAUCACUAAAGAUUCAGUCGUGUUUUCGAGGUUGGAUAGUGCACAGAGAAUACUCUAGGUUGACCCACAGUGUGCUAUUGAUACAAAAUUGGUGGAGAAGGCUUGAGGAAAUACAAAAGUUGCAAAAAGAGUUUCACAUGAAAAGAAGUGCUGUCAUUACACUUCAAAGAAGUUUUAGAGGAAAUUUGGUUCGUAAAGAGUACACAAAGCGGUAUAGAGCUAUUAUUAAGAUGCAGGCCAGUGUACGAUGUUGGUUAGUACAGAAGAACUACGUAAAAACUGUAAAAGCCACUUUAACUAUUCAGCGAUGGUGGAGAGCUGUGAUCCAAGCCAGAAAGCAGAGGGUAGCAUAUCAAACCCUUGGAAAAGCCUCCACUACCUUGCAAGCAUAUGUUCGAGGCAUGCUGGUACGCCAGAAUGUAAGAAAGCAGCACUUGGCAGCCACUAAAAUUCAAGCAUACAUUCGUUGUUGGUCUGCACAGAGACACUAUCGCCAAAAGAUGGAAGCAGUUGUAAAGUUACAGAGAUACUGGCGUGGGGCAUACUUGACUCUUCGUACACAGGAACAAUACAUAUACAUGCAGAGGGCUGCUGUUAUAAUUCAGACUGCUUGGAGAAAAAGAAGAACAAGAAUAUUAUUCAAGCAUAUGAAAGCUGCUCGAACUAUACAGAGGGCAUUCCGCUUCCGACGAUCUUUGAUAAGAGCCCAACAGACCAUAGAGUCCUUGAUAAAGGUGCAACGGUGGGUGCGUGCUGUAAUGCAGAGGUCUUCGUUCCUGAGGCAGCGCAGCAGUGCCAUAGUCAUCCAGAGAACCUGGCGAAAGAAACUACAGCGCAUAAGAGAGGUUAAGAACUGUUAUCCUACCUCAGCUCAUUUCUAUCUGAAGUAUACUACCACUCCCUGGAAUGUGAUCCACAACAGUCAACUUACAUCCAAGUACGUGUACCUAUGUACUGCUAAGUGGACCAGGGCAGCAGGUGUCAAGAAACAUGCCCAUUAUUACCAUCUGUGCCAUGGACACUCGAAUCGUCGGCAUCAUGCAACAACUAUUCUUCAAGCUGCAUGGAGAUCUAGAGCUGUUCGCAUGACUUUAAAUAGCAAGAAGCUUGAGGAUGUGCGUCAGAGACUGAAGAUAGCCACUCAGGAUGCUACAGAUAGUAAGCGUAUUGGCAACAGAACCCAAUGUGCUAUUACAUAUCUAAUGAAGUACAAAGAUAUCAAGAGGACAUUGAUAGCAGUCAUGUAUCUUGAUACAAGCACUCGGUGGUCACCUCCAUGCUCUGAAAGGUUGACAGAAGGUACUUCUUUGGGCACUAUUAUGCUCUUGCUCAGGUCCUGCAACCGUUCUAUUCCACACAUGCAGAUCCUUAGUUACAUUCUUAAUAUUCUUAUUAAUUUGGCCAAAUAUCCAUGCACAGCACAAUUCAUACACAAUUUGGAGGGGUUAGUGAAGACUGUCGUCCAGCUGCUUACUAUAUAUUAUGAUAAGGGGCCUGGAAUUUUUUGCAAGUGCUGCACUCUGCUCUAUAUUCUAACUGCAACUAAUUCUCCACAAAAGGAUAUAAAGAACCCUAAAGUGAUUAGAGAUCUUACAAGCAUCAAGGCCAUAAUGAUACGGCGUGAGAAUGCCAGCUUACGAGGGAAGAAACCAGUCAAGUAUGCACCCCUUCCUGCCGCUGAACUACCCUCAAUAGCACCAGAAUGGGUUCUAAUACCUGGUCAACCUAGAGAGUUUGAUGAUCCCAUACUUGCUAUAGUGACACUCUUGGCUAGACUUGAAAUGAAAUCAAAAGAAUAAUUUAGUAGUACCUUCAAAGAUGGUUUUGCUGUACAUUGAGUAGUGGUGAAAAUUAUUUCUGCAUUUAUCAGGAAAAUGAAUAUGAAAUUAAAGACAAACAAAUAGUUAUUCAUUUUUAGAAUGCAUAAUUGUAUUUGUUGUCAUUAUUUUAUUAACAUAUAGUAGCUAUUAUAUUUU
This is a messenger RNA of Cherax quadricarinatus, 14135 nucleotides long. NCBI's taxonomy places the organism in Eukaryota, Metazoa, Arthropoda, Malacostraca, Decapoda, Parastacidae. The record is from RefSeq and is a predicted model, not a curated record.